GUGGUAUCAAUUUGCCCAUUUAUUUUAACUCUCAAUAUGGUGGAUACAACCAUGUCAGUCAAAGAGGCUGCUCUUAUGCAGAUACCUGAUCUACUCUCUCGACUGGGGACUAGUAGGGAGACGGGAUUAUCUGAUACUGAUGUUGAGCUCAGGAGGAGACAGUAUGGACUCAAUGAGAUGCAAAUACACGAAGAGGAGCCCCUGCUAGUAAAAUACAUUGGACAAUUCAAAGAUCCAAUGAUUCUACUGCUUCUUGCAUCGGCUCUCAUUAGUUUAAUAACACGGGAAUUUGAUGAUGCACUUAGCAUUACAGUGGCAAUUCUUAUUGUAGUCACUGUAGGAUUUGUACAGGAGUACAGGUCAGAGAAAUCUCUCCAAGCUCUCACACAACUUAUACCUCCAAAAUGCAACUGCAUAAGGAAUGGAGUUAUGCAAGAGAUGCUAGCGAGAUACCUUGUACCAGGAGACAUAGUGUACAUUAGUGUAGGUGACAGGGUCCCUGCCGAUAUCAGACUAAUUGAAAGUGUUGAGCUUGAGAUUGAUGAGAGCAGUUUCACGGGAGAGACGACUCACUUUCAAAAGCAGUCCCAAGUGAUAGAGGACCCGGACUCACUCCUACUCAAUAAUAUAUCCUUCAUGGGAACCUUUGUGUGUUCCGGACAUGGAAAGGGGGUAGUUGUGAGCGUGGGGGAGAACUCUGAGUUUGGUCAGGUGUUUAAGAUGAUGCAAUCGGAAGAGGCACCAAAGACUCCGCUGCAGAAGAGCAUGGAUUCACUAGGAAAGCAACUUUCAUUUUAUUCAUUGUGUAUCAUUGGAUGCAUACUACUAGUGGGUUGGAUUCAAGGGAGAAACAUUCUUAAUAUUUUCACUAUUGGAGUUAGUCUUGCUGUUGCAGCUAUCCCCGAGGGCCUGCCUAUUGUAGUGACAGUCACACUAGCACUUGGAGUCAUCAGGAUGGCCAAUAAGAAUGCGAUUGUUAAGAAACUACCAGUCGUUGAGACAUUGGGCUGUGUUGAUGUCAUAUGUUCAGACAAGACUGGGACUCUGACUCAAAACAAGAUGGAGGUUACUCAAAUAUACACUGAUAGGCGUCGGUCUGCUCAAGUGCUGGACGAUGAUGUGGUGUGUGAAGGAGAGAGUGUGACGUGUGAUGCUCAUAAAGACAUCUUUGAGACAAUUGAAAUUGGCUGUAUCUGUAACAAUGCCCAGUUUAGAGACAAUACUUUUAAAGGCCAACCAACAGAAACUGCUCUCCUCUCGCUUGGAAGCAAACUAAAUUUAUUUAAUUUGCGUGAUGAGUUUCAUCGUGUGGACGAGAGAUCCUUCAGUUCAGAACAGAAAUGGAUGGCUGUUCAUGUGCAAAGGAAAUGUCCUAUGAUUGACAACGAUAAUGAAGGGGUGUGGUUUAUGAAAGGUGCCUUGAGUGUGGUACUUAGACACUGUACAGUUAUAGGGCAAAACCAUGCCCCCUUUACGACUAAAGAGAAAGCUCAUUUUGAGGGUGUGUCAGCAGAAAUGGGCCACCAGGGAUUAAGAGUUAUUGCUUUUGCCAGAGGGCGGAGUUUGAUGGGAAUGAGAUUCAUUGGUCUCAUGGGCUUAUGUGAUUUACCAAGAGUGGGUGUGGCCUCGGCCGUAUCGGAAUUAAUGAGAGGGGGCGUAGAGGUUAAAAUGAUUACUGGAGAUGCACUUGAGACAGCUGUAUCGAUUGCUGAGAGUCUAGGAAUAUACACUCCGGGAUCUCUUAGUCUCUCUGGAGCUGAGCUAGAUCAGUUGGGGUCCUCUCCAGAGGAACUGGCAUCUUCAGUUGAUAGGACGAGUGUUUUCUAUCGUGUGACGCCAAAACACAAAGUCACCAUUGUCAAAGCCCUACAGCAUAAGAACAGGAUAGUUGGUAUGACUGGUGAUGGCACUAAUGAUGCUGUUGCUCUCAAGAGGGCGGAGAUUGGCAUUGCCAUGGGAACUGCCGGGACUGACGUAUGCAAAGAGGCAGCUGAUAUGAUUUUAACUGAUGAUAAUUUCUCAACUAUUUUGUCUGCUGUAGAGGAAGGGAAAGGGAUUUAUUACAACAUUAGGAACUUUGUACGCUUUCAAUUAAGCACGAGUGUUGCUGCUCUGUCUCUCGUUUCUCUAUCCACUUUAUUUGGUUUACCGAAUCCACUGAAUGCCAUGCAGAUCUUAUGGAUUAACAUAAUAAUGGAUGGACCCCCUGCACAGAGUCUUGGCGUUGAGCCAGUUGAUAGAGAUGUUAUGAAACAGCCUCCGAGGAAAGCCUCUGAUCAAAUGAUAUCUUUCUCGUUGCUGGCAAGAGUUUUAAUCUCAGCUGUUAUCAUACUGUUGGGAACAUUCUGGAUAUUCUGGAGAGAAUUUCAAGACGAGAUUGUUACUCCUCGUGAUACAACAAUGACUUUCACUUGUUUUGUAUUGUUUGACAUGUUCAAUGCUCUUAGCUGCAGAUCAAUGACAAAAUCAGUCGUAUCACUUGGACUGUUCUCAAACAGGGCACUCUCUUACUCUAUUGGAGGCUGUCUCCUCUGUCAACUUUUAGUGAUCUAUUUUGGUCCAUUGCAGUCGAUAUUUCAAACAGAGUCCCUCUCCUUUUCAGAUAUUAUGUUACUCCUUUGUCUCUGCUCAUCCGUCCUUAUUGUUGAUGAGGUCUACAAGGCUUGCUAUAGAAGAUGGGGUAGUAGUAUUAAAUCUCAAAUACAUGCUAGUAGAACUUCUAGGGUACAGGUUGUCUGAGCAAAAUUAUAUGAAUUCAGCAUGCAAUAGAUAAUCAAAUUACAUUUUUCAUUUCUGAUAAUUUUUAAUGAGUUUAUCAUCAUCAUUAUGGUUAUGUUUAUAUAAUUUUUGUGUGUGUUUAUUUGGUUUUACUGAGAUGCAUAUUUCUAAUGUAAAUCGUUGGACACUGAAAAAA
Molecule: messenger RNA, 2914 nt
Organism: Amphimedon queenslandica
Lineage: Eukaryota; Metazoa; Porifera; Demospongiae; Haplosclerida; Niphatidae
Product: calcium-transporting ATPase type 2C member 1-like
Exons: 23
Coding region: 37-2739 (900 amino acids)
Biological process (GO): calcium ion transport
Cellular component (GO): membrane
Molecular function (GO): ATP binding; ATP hydrolysis activity; P-type calcium transporter activity
Source: RefSeq, a predicted model, not a curated record